UUUUAUUUUUAUAUUUAUUAUUGUGUAUAAGCGCCAAAUAAUGCCCUCUGCUUUCCCUCUCUGAGUAAUAGUAAAGUGCAGCAAGAAAAGGAAACUCUGCCGAGUAAGUUAAAAUAUCAGAAACUAAAAAAACGAUGCUACAAUUAAAGGCUGGAAAUCUACUGGGAAAUUUUAUAUUAAAAUCCAAUUUGAUAUUCCGAAGGACCAUACAUAUGAAACGUCGCGAUGUCUAUCAGGAAUGUUUUCGCAUUUUGGGUGUACAUGAAUCCGCCGACCAGGAUACCGUGCGUUUGGCCUACUUGGAUUUGGUGAAACGUGUUCACCCCGAUGCGGACACCACAGAGGCAAGCAUCGAGCGGUUCCAGCAAGUAGAUGAGGCUUUCAAAACAUUGCAGGAGAAAUUUGCCAAAGGUCGCCGUAAUAUACAGGAGAAUGAAGAGGAUGAAAUGGAAUUUGAUAUUAAACACACGGCACCACAGCAUCGUCAAUAUCUAUCGAAUGAUGGCAUCGGUGUGGGAACACCCUUUCAGCGGCAAAAGCAAUAUCAACAGGUGCGUGCCAUGAAGGCCCAGGAAAGGGUAUUGGAACAUCGCCUGGAGAAAGCAGCUGCCGGCGAAGCUACGCUAAUGCAAAAAGGUGGCAAAUAUUAUGGUAAACAUGCCAUUAAGACUAAAUAUGGCUUUGAGCGGGUUGUCGAAGAUCUCAUCCAAGAGUCAAUGUCCAAGGGAGAUUUCAAUAAUUUGAGUGGUUCGGGCAAACCCUUAUCGUCAACCCAAUCCCAGAAUCCCUAUUUGGAUUUUACCACACACAAGUUGAAUAAAAUUAUGCUAGAUAAUGGUUUCACACCCGAAUGGAUAUCGCUUGGCAAGGAUAUACGAGAUGCAGUGCAUCAAUUGAAAGAAAAAUUGCGUUCAGAGCGCAUCUACUACAGUGAAUGGCCAUUACAAUGUCCCAAAGAACAGUCCGAAUGGCAAUCCUUCGCCGACCAGCAUGAGGAGGAAUGUCAACAAAUCAAUAAACUUAUAGAUAAAUAUAAUUUAAUUGUACCCAUAAUGGAUAAACAAUUCUUUCGCCUGCGUCUCCAUACCAUGGCAGAGAGAAUAUUCAAGGAAACCGAUUUGCAGCGUCAGGUGAAACGUCCUAUUAAAAUAUCCAAGGAUAAUAAUACUCAGAAUGCUCCAAAUAAUGAUGGUGGCCAUUUCUUUUCCCUUUUUGGUUUUCUAUAAACAAAUACAAUUGUUAGUAGUAAAAGUUAGCUGUGACAUGCAACAAUUUGGUGAUAAUAGUUUGUAGUUUCCUAAUUUAAAAUUGUGUUAAAUAAAUGAAACAAUCAUAAAAUAA
Molecule: messenger RNA, 1341 nt
Organism: Drosophila willistoni
Lineage: Eukaryota; Metazoa; Arthropoda; Insecta; Diptera; Drosophilidae
Product: dnaJ homolog subfamily C member 28
Exons: 3
Coding region: 135-1226 (363 amino acids)
Source: RefSeq, a predicted model, not a curated record